AUGAGGCAGACAAUUUUUCUGCUUCUUCUUACAGUCCAUUUUACGCGUACGGAAAAUGAAGGUAAACUGAAGUGUUCACUGGAGUCACUUGAACCACCCUAUCAGCCAAACAUAUAUUUAUGUUCCACUGGAUACAGCUGUUGUAGAGUAUUUGGUCAAGUGGCUUGUUGUGCUAACGAUAUAGAAUGGCAAAAUUUUCUGUUGUAUUUUUGUUUCGCACUAAUUGCAUUACUGAUUGCAUGGGGAGUGCAACUCUACUUUGAAGACGAUGAUCCAAGCGUUAUUAUGUAUGCAAGCGAUAAAACUGACUGCAACAGGUUGGUUUUCUUUUUUUGUUGCUACUUUUUUUUUUUUCUAAAUUUUUUAGUUUAG
This is a messenger RNA of Enterobius vermicularis (human pinworm), 372 nucleotides long. Lineage: Eukaryota; Metazoa; Nematoda; Chromadorea; Rhabditida; Oxyuridae. The record is from the annotation of a GenBank genome assembly.